AUGGCUGAAAAGAAGCAGAUGCAUUUGACCGCUUUCAUGCGGCCCGUCUCAUUGCACACGGGCGCAUGGCGAUACCCAGGCUCGUACGCAGAUGCCAACUUCAAUUUCGCGCAUCUUACCAGCUUCAUCCAGAAGCUCGAGCAGGCCAAGUUCGACGCCUUCUUCAUGGCGGACCACUUGGCUGUACUCAACAUGCCAGUCGAGGCUCUGAAACGGAGUCAAACGGUGACGUCUUUCGAGCCUUUUACGCUGCUUUCCGCGCUUUCCGUCGUCACGGAGAGAAUCGGUCUCGCUGCCACGGCUAGCACCACGUAUGACGAGGCAUACCACAUUGCGCGACGAUUCGCCUCUCUGGACCAUUUGAGCAAUGGACGCGCGGGCUGGAAUAUCGUGACGACGGGUAACCCGGAAUCCGCGAAGAACUUCAACCUGGACGAGCACGUGGAGCAUAGCGAGCGCUACAAGCGGGCACGCGAAUUCUACGAUGUGGUGACGGGUCUCUGGGAUAGCUUUGCGGACGAUGCGUUCAUUCGAGAUCAGGAGAGCGGGAUUUUCAUGGACCCUGACAAGAUGCAUGUACUGAACCAUCGAGGCAACGAGUUGAAAGUGCGCGGGCCGCUAAACGUGGCACGCCCUGUGCAAGGCUGGCCAGUCAUCGUUCAAGCUGGGCAGUCCGAACCAGGGAGGCAACUCGCCGCCGAAACCGCAGAAGCCGUCUUCUGCUCGCCGAAGAAUAUCCAAGGCGCAAAAGAGCUCUACGAAGAUAUCAAAAGCCGAGCUACUGCCGCGGGACGUAACCGCGACCAUUUGAAGAUCCUCCCAGCCGCGAUGAUCAUUGUCGGCGACAGUGUCGAGGACGCUCAACAGAAGCGGCUGAAGCUGGAUAGCCUGGUCCACUACGAUAGCGCAAUAGCUUCAUUGUCCAUCGCCUUAGGGACCGACGCAUCCGGCUUCGACCCGGACGGACCGCUCCCCACCGAACUGCUCGAAACGAACGCAAGCAAGACAGCACGAGAAUCGGUCCUGAAGCUUGCGGCAGAGGAGAAGUUGACGGUGCGCCAGCUCGCCCAAAGAUACGGCGGCUACGCGGGGCUCGCUUUUGUCGGCACGCCCGAGAGCAUUGCGGAUGAAAUGGAGACUUGGCUGAAGGAGGGAGCGUGCGAUGGGUAUACUUGCGUCUUCCCCUAUCUUCCGCAAGGCUUGAACGAUGUGGCGGAUCGUUUGGUGCCGGAGUUGCAGCGUCGUGGUCUUUUCCGGAAGGACUAUACGGGCACGACGUUGCGGGAGCAUUUGGGCUUGCCGCGGCCGGAGAAUCGCUUCUUCCCUUCGAAGCAGACGAAUGGAGGCGCUGCUUGA
Messenger RNA from Neohortaea acidophila, 1356 nucleotides. Its product is annotated as alkanesulfonate monooxygenase. NCBI's taxonomy places the organism in Eukaryota, Fungi, Ascomycota, Dothideomycetes, Mycosphaerellales, Teratosphaeriaceae. The transcript has 3 exons. The coding region runs from base 1 to 1356 and encodes 451 amino acids. The record is from RefSeq and is a predicted model, not a curated record. Gene Ontology annotation, molecular function: oxidoreductase activity, acting on paired donors, with incorporation or reduction of molecular oxygen; monooxygenase activity.